CAUCGCGUCGAGCUCCCAGUGUUCCGUGCUAGCACAAACGCACGACAUAGAUAGCUCUAGCAGUGUGCCCAGUCACUAAGGAUUACACGAGUUUUAGCAAAGUUGUGUGACGGCGCUCGUCGUAGGCGGCGGCAAUGGUGGUUAAUGCCAGGAGCAUCGUUUGAGUCGAAUAUUUAUUUUAAACGACUACUGCUGGUACUUUUACUCAGUUUGCGAUAGAAUAGAGCUGAAACUGCGUUAAAAUUUAAGCAGACUACUAUAAUAACUGGCAAGAGAGUACUGUUACUAACUCUUCGUGUGUUUGUCUCUGUUUUUGCGCUUAUGCAAGCAGUUGUCUUUCUCGUUGGAUUCGUACUAUAUUACUAUACAAACUGAUAUUGAUACGAAUAGCCAUAGACAACAGAAGAAAACGACAAACACUAAUCAGAACAGCAACACGAGCUGGUGAUCUGAGUUAUCGAGCUAGUCAGACGGCUUCAGAGUGUGCUUCUUUACGUGACAACAGUUCAUCAGGAGACGAUUCAAACGUCGAAUACCAUUUACAACAGUGUGUCGAUAACAGGUUGUUUCUCAGGAGUACAUCGAUUGAAUACGGUGCUGAUUCGACGGGUAUAGAACACUAUUUCUCGACUAUCCCGAGGAUAUAUAUGAAUGACGGGCUAUUUUGACGGCUUCAUUGGUGAGGGCCUGCUUGUUCGUUACGGUUUACGUGCUUGAUCUAUGUGCGACUUUGAAGUGUGUCAAUGCCUCAGGACUAACAACAUCUAGGACUAGUCAACGAAACACUUUUGUUCGUUCGUUCGUUCGUUUGUAGUGAUCGCUUACGCUGUCGCCAGCUAGCAUAUUCAUUCGCUAUUUUUCUCGUGUCGGUUUCGAAGUAGCUUGUCGGUAGUUGUUUUUGGAAAACGCCAAGAAGGAUACGCGUGCGCUACACCAACUGAGUACGACCAAUACGACACUAGUUUGUUAUCUCUGUGUGUGAGAGUGAAAAUAAAAGUGGCGUAACUAUUCGCCUCGGUAUAUCAUCGACACUACUAACGGCUUUAGGAGCGAAGUAGAGUUUGUGCGGCAAGACAAUGACUGUGCAGCGAUAUCUGCAGAUCCAGAGCGCUGGCCACCAGCAGCAGACCCAGCCGUCACAUCAUCAGCACCCACAGCAACAGCAGCAGCAGCAGCAGCAAAACUCCAAUAACUCGAGUAGUCCAGGUUCCGGUAACGGCGGGACGCAACAAAGCACAGGUACUAGCAAUGGAGGUCAAAUGACUCAUCAUCGAAAGCUUGACCGUUCAUUAUCUGAGCCGAAAAAUCAGAAAGGCGGCCAGAACGGACAAAACAGCAAUUCGUCCCGAUACAAAACUGAACUCUGUCGAUCAUUUGAGGAGAGCGGUGUAUGUAAAUAUGGCGACAAGUGCCAGUUCGCGCACGGUUAUCAGGAGCUUCGUACACUAACGCGCCAUCCGAAGUACAAGACCGAACUAUGCUGUACCUUUCACACGAAGGGUCUCUGCCCAUACGGCUCUCGAUGCCAUUACAUUCAUAAUCCGGACGAGAAUCGCGCCAAGAUUAUGCCACAAAUGUCAACACUUGGCCAGCAACAGCAGCAGCAGAGCACGGCUACGUCUAUUUCCGGUUACGGGCUUCAGCAGCAACAGCAGACGCAUCCUCAUCAGCAGACGCCUGUGGGUCUGGGACUCCAACCACAGUCGCAGCAGCAGCACCAUCGUGCCACCGUACAGAUGACUAGUGUCAACGUGAAUGGUCCGUCGCUGAACGGACAUGCAGUUCACGGUUGUAAGCCUCUGCACGCCAGUCUGUCGUCGCCAGCGAUUGGUAUGGCGCCCAGUCACAAUGGCUCGGCAUCCAUCUCUAAUCACCAUCAGGUGUCGCACCAACCGGCUUCACUGCGGUCGCUUUCCUUGGGCAGCAGCGUUGGUUCGGGCUCGUCUGGAGAACUUUCGCCAUCAUCGUCGCCAGGCAUGUUCGAAGAUCCGUUUUCGCCUAGCAUCUAUGGAGCUCCGUCAGUCGCGUCCCGAUCGCUGUCGAACAACCCUCUGUUUUCGGCGUUCGGUGGGGACCUCGAAAUGUCGACGCUCGCAGCCGCCUUCAGCGCUGCCGAGGGCCAUGCUAGCUCUCAUAGCCUCCUGAAAAAUGCGGGGUCGGCGCCAGUCACGCCGCCGUUCGGAUCUCAGCUGAGCCUGCUCAGCUCGUCGGGUCCAUGGAGUUCGCCCAGCUCGGACAUGUUCCCCUUCCCAAGCGCUGGUGUUAGCCUCCAGCAUUCUCAAAGUCUUUCGUCUACAGCGAUGCAGCAAAACUCCGCUGCUGGACUCGGGCUUGGCUGUGGCCAGCUAUUCGGCGACUCGGAUGUGACCCAGCAAAGCCAGUCUAGUCCCGUGAAUUCGCUUACGUUUGAUUUCGACGCCGUCUCCCUUGGCUCGGCAUCGUCUGCCGGUUCAGUCAGCUCUGGGAGUCUUUCCCCAGGUUCGCCCAUUCUCCAGGGCCGACCCGCCAGUCGCACCAAUCAUUCGCCGCUAACUCGUCUGCCUAUCUUCAACAAACUUGCUCACUCUGACUAAAAUUGCCGUAGAUGUAAUUUUAUGCGUACUCAGUGUGUCGUACCAAGGCGGGCCUCUGCCGAUCCCUGUCCUCUGUCAGUUGUGUCGUACUUACAGUAAGAAGAUCCGUUUAUAGCGUCGUCUGACGUUGUUAACGAGGAUGCUUCUUGUACGGUAUUGUCGCCUCACCUCUUGUCGUUCAUGAAAGAGAUGAUAGAACUGACACAGUGGUGACAUAGGACGUGAAACGGCGGGGGUCUUGGCUGAGCCCCCUUGACCGAAAGCCAAUAUAUGAGUAGAGUUGAGAAUAUCCAGUUAACUAAUGUUGACUCAUCUAAGAGUUCUUCCCACAAGAGUGACGGUCGGCAACCGCUUCGGCUAAUUUAAUAUUCCAGAAAAAAAAACAAAUGCAGAUUGAGACGUUUAUAAAAAAGAAAAAAAAACUUGGGGGAACUGGUGUCUCACAACGAAGCUCAAUUCCCAUAUGGCCGCGCUCCUGGCAUUGAGUCCGCCUUGAUACUACACCUACCAUUUUCGUACACGAUCAAUCAUCAAUCGAUUCAAGUCGAAUCCAUUUUUCAAGUUUAGUUACUUUCUCAAUCAAUUUAGCUAUCACCUCCCCCCGUCCCCCCAAUAAGCCUUAUUUACGUUUACGCUUCAUCGACGUCAUCACCUACACAAAUUGUUUAUUAUAAGUACAGUUAUUGAUUUAGCUAGACAUAUGCAUAUACUCCAUAACUUUACCCCCUAGUAUUUUCUGUGCUUUCGAUUUAGCAAGCGUCAAGAAUAAAAUGAGAGAAAAUCAAAUAUAUAUAUAUAUAUAUAUAUAUAGACAUACAUAUCUUUCUAUACUUUGACCGUGCGAGCGAAAAAGGAAACAGCUUGUAGAAUGAACCAGGUAGAUUUUUCUUGCAGCAUAAAGCGAUUGUCCCUAUAAACUGUUCAUUACAAAUAUAAUCAUUGACCUAGCUAUUAAAUACAUACCUAUACCUCAUAGAUUUAUCCCCUAGUAAAUUCUGCGCUUUCAAGUUAGCAACGGUAGGGCAAAAAAUGAGAAACAAUCAAUAUUUUCAAUAGAAUAUAUAUAUAUAUACUGGACUGCGUGAGCGGGCGAAAUAACGAAGCAUGGGUAAUGAUACAAUAACAUGAUUGCCUCACCCAUUCAUUUAUUUAAGAUAUGAUAAAAAAACAAAAAAUUUUAGAAAAUUAAAAAAAUUGAGAGGACGAGUUUUUAAAAAGGUUUAAGACCAGCAGUGGAUUAAGCAGCAGUAGAUGGCAAUGGUUGCAUUUGUGUUACGAGUGGUCUGUGACAGCACGCGGUAGUAAGCGAGCAUACAAUUCCAAACAAAAAAAGAAAACGACUGGAAAAUGCUACGCAAUGGUGUCGGACCCCUCUGGAGGUUCGGGCGUAGGCAAGGGGCGCUGUAGUUGCAGAAGUGCAGAAGAAGUUGCGGGCAGGUGCUUACGUGGCAAGAACCUGGAAGGCGAAAAAAAUCCGAUACUGUGUCUGUGCUUCAACAAAGUUCAGAUCUCAGAGGUCGACUAUCAAUCGAACCUUAAAAGCGUAACGCAGCAACGUACCCGUACUUGAACUAGGGAUGUGAAGAAUCGGCAAGAAUUAGUGUCAAUAAAAAGCCUGCGUUUUUUUCACUCGACCUACCUUCCUAGCGGCACUUUACCUCAGUCAUCGAACAACAGUGGCAUAAAAUGUGAUUCGGGGUCGAUAAUAAUAACUCUGAUGAUAAUAAUAAUAAUGCUAAUAAGUAUACGGCGAUUUGAAAGCCGAAUAUGUGGUGGUGAGCUACAAGCCCUGAUGUUUCCCCAUUCUCCGCGGUACGAGUAAGUGUGAGCAGCAAGAAGCUGACCUUUGCGACCAGCAUCAACGACGAACCCUAUCACAAAUCGACUUUUCUGCGAGAGUUCGGGUGCUAUGAAAGGAUAUACAAUGACCAGAUGUAAUUUAUCGAGACAAAUAAGCAAACAAAUUAUUUCAAAGCUAACAUCGACAUCAACACUUAAAGCUACCAGCAUAAACAUCAGCAAUUUGAAGAACGGCAAGAAGGCAGCAAGAUCAAGUUCGACGAGACAGAAAGAGAAAUAAUCCAUAAUAUAGAAUAAAAAAAGAAACACUUGAAGAACAUUCAGGACUUUCAUGGACACACCGAAAAGAAGACCAGGUCCCGUACUUCGCGAAAUCGGGAUUCUUGGGUAGCGGCGUAACCCCAAAACACUCUACUGCGGUUAUUUUAUUGCAUAUUAUAUAUUAAGUUAUUUAAUUUACUUCUCUAAAUUAUAUGCUUAACGUAUAAACACAUAUUAUAUAUAUAUAUAUAUAUAUAUAUAUAUAUAUAUAUAUAUAUAUAUAUAUCAAAUGGCUAUGACCUUCUGUAGUAAUAGUAUGUAUUAAAGGCAUGUAAAGUGUACACAGAUUCAAAAGGCGGCGUCCACUAGGGUGGCGUCCGGGAUAAGGUUCGCGGUGACCUUUUCACUGCUGGCAUCAAUGGCCUAGCCGUACGCCUUCUCAAAUCCCUGACUUUGUAAAAAGACAGUCCCCUGCUAUCUUUUAUUAACGUUGAAAACUGAUGAGACAGUACAGAUUAACUUCAACUAUGUCAUUGUUAAAUAAUAAUGGACGCACGAUCCAUGGCGUCGGUGAUGACGGUUACUAUUA
This is a messenger RNA of Varroa destructor (honeybee mite), 5223 nucleotides long. RefSeq lists its product as uncharacterized. NCBI's taxonomy places the organism in Eukaryota, Metazoa, Arthropoda, Arachnida, Mesostigmata, Varroidae. The record is from RefSeq and is a predicted model, not a curated record. Gene Ontology annotation, molecular function: mRNA binding; metal ion binding.